AUGUUUGAUGCCGGCGUCAGGAACAAGCCGCGUCUCAUUCGUCCGUUACCACAUCAUCCACACAGACGUGGAUUACACGAACAGCACAUAGGGCGUCCCGUGUAUCGGAGUAAACCCGUGGUUAAGAUCAAGGUGCUGUACUUUGCGCCGGCGCCCCAUGAGAACACGGUCCGCGUGAAGAGAGCCCACAGCUACCGGAAUAGAGCAACACCAUUGCACCGUCUGCUGCUCGGCAAGUAUCUGCACGUCACAUCCACCAUUGAUAGCAUCAUGUUUGCGCUCAACGCUGAGUACUUUGACGACAUGACACUUACAGAUGGAGAUGAAGUGGCGCUCAUCCCUCCCAUUAGUGGUGGUGAGUGA
Messenger RNA from Peronospora matthiolae, 363 nucleotides. NCBI's taxonomy places the organism in Eukaryota, Oomycota, Peronosporomycetes, Peronosporales, Peronosporaceae. The record is from the annotation of a GenBank genome assembly.